UCCUAUGACCUCAGUCCUGGGAGUGGCGUGCCAUUCUACUUGUUCCAGUUGCCAGGAACUGAUAAGGAACAGAGGAUUUAUGAGAAACAGCACGCAGGAAUCCUCCUGUUAAACGUUUCCUGACAGCCUACAGUACACCAAUCGGGGAAAUUCUGAAAAGGCCAGCUCUACUUGGAGGUAGGAAGGGCCAACCAGUAGGAACUUCCUGGGCAUGAUGUGUGGCUUGAGUUAUGUUCCUAAGUGUCCAUGAGCUCAGAAGGUUUCUCUCGGGGCAUUCUGGAACCAGGACUUAGUGCGAGACCAGAGGAGGAAAUGUGACCAAGGCCCUUGCAGACUGACAUGUGCCUCCCUUCCUCCAGGCUGGCCAAGCCCCACUCCAGUCUAACCUCCAUGCUCUUUUGAAGGAAUCAGGAGGCAGACAAGAAAGUGAAAGGGAACAAAAAAGCCCAGUCUACAGGCUGACAAGGAACCAUGAAGCUCAGGGAAAAAGACUCAGCAGAUAACAAAGGAAGUGACUUGGAGAAAAAGAAACUGGACUGGUCCUGCUCAUUGAUCCUGGCAUCUCUCGUGGGCGCCUUCGGCUCCUCCUUCCUCUACGGGUACAACCUCUCCGUGGUGAACGCCCCGACUCCGUACAUCAAGGCCUUUUACAACGAGUCGUGGGAGAGAAGGCAUGGAUAUCCCAUAGACUCGGACACUCUGACCCUGCUCUGGUCUGUGACCGUGUCCAUAUUCGCCAUCGGUGGACUCGUGGGGACAUUCCUGGUGAAGGUGAUCGGAAAAUUUCUUGGGAGGAAAAACACUUUGCUGGUCAACAAUGGGUUUGGGGUUUCUGCCGCAUUGCUGAUGGCCUGUUCUCUCCCAGCUGGAGCCUUGGAAAUGCUCAUUGUGGGACGUUUCAUCAUGGGUGUGGAUGGAGGCAUCGCCCUCAGCGCGCUCCCCAUGUACGUGAGUGAGAUCUCGCCCAAGCAGAUGCGCGGCUCUCUGGGGCAGGUGACCGCCAUCUUCAUCUGCGUCGGCGUCUUCGCGGGGCAACUGCUGGGCCUCCCGGAGCUGCUGGGAAAGGAGAGCACCUGGCCAUAUCUGUUUGGAGUGAUUGUCAUCCCCGCCUUGGUCCAGCUGGUGAGCCUGCCCUUUCUGCCCCAGAGCCCGCACUACCUGCUCUUUGAGAAGCAUGACCAGGAGGGAGCUGAGAAAGCCUUCCGGACCUUCCUGGGGAAAGAGGACAUCUCCUGCGAGAUGGAGGAGGUCCUGGCGGAGAGCCGCGUGCAGAGGAACAUCCGGCUGGUAUCCGUGCUGGAGUUGCUCAGGAGUCCCUUCGUCUGCUGGCAGCUCAUCACUGUGGUCAUCUCCAUGGCCUGCUACCAGCUCUGCGGCCUCAAUGCGAUUUGGUUCUACACCAACAGUAUCUUUGGAAAAGCUGGAAUCACUCCAGAAAAGAUCCCAUACAUCACCUUGAGCACAGGUGGCAUUGAGACUCUGGCUGCCAUCUUCUCUGGCUUGGUCAUCGAGCGUGUGGGACGGAGACCCCUCCUCAUCGGUGGCUUUGGGCUGAUGGCCCUCUUCUUUGGGAUCCUCACCAUUACACUGACCCUGCAGGACCACGCACCCUGGAUCCCUUACCUGAGUAUCGUGUGCAUUCUGGCCAUCAUCGCCGCCUUCUGCAGCGGGCCAGGUGGCAUUCCCUUCAUCCUGACCAGCGAGUUCUUCCAGCAAGCCCAGCGGCCAGCUGCCUUUACCGUGGUGGGCACCGUCAACUGGCUCUCCAACUUCACCAUUGGCCUCCUCUUCCCAUUCAUUCAGCAAAGUCUGGACACCUACUGUUUCCUGGUUUUUGCUGCAAUCUGUUUCACAGGUGCUCUCUAUUUGUAUUUUGUCCUGCCUGAGACCAAAAACAGAACGCAUGCAGAAAUCAGCCAGGCAUUCGCCAAAAGGAACAAGGCAUACCCACCAGAGGGGAGAACUGACUCAGCAGUAACUGAUGAUAAGACGAACAUUCGGCCUGAACCAGACUCCUCCUCUGCACUGGAGAACUGAGUCAAAAACAGCGUUGUCUGAAUGGACGGGCUCACCAUUUUAAAACCAGAGUCCCCUGCAAUUUUAGCCUGAUGAAAUAUUUAAAAAUAAGCCUUUGCUAAUCCAACAUUGCAACCCAUUUGGGAUUUCUUCACAGCUGAAUCCCCCAAAGUCUUCUGGCAGUUGGAAUCUCCCCUUCAGUGGACCGAGUUUUCUUCUAUAGAGAUCCAUGCCCUGCCUUCUUCACAACUUACCCCAUGGUUUUGAAAUGAAACUGGGGACACAGCAUUUGAAUGCUUUCUCAAAGGUCAACAAUCUGGUCUGACAGAGGACUCAAAGGGCUUCCAGUCCCAGCUCUAACAGUAGUAGCCUUGAGCUGCCCUCAGUCUGGAUCCUGAAGCUUUCAAGGACUCUUGGCUCUGAUUGCUGAAGCUGAAACUCCAAUACUU
Messenger RNA from Capra hircus (goat), 2465 nucleotides. RefSeq names its product solute carrier family 2 member 9 (gene SLC2A9). The transcript is spliced from 14 exons. Bases 472 to 2037 code for a protein of 521 amino acids. Gene Ontology annotation, biological process: monosaccharide transmembrane transport. NCBI's taxonomy places the organism in Eukaryota, Metazoa, Chordata, Mammalia, Artiodactyla, Bovidae. Gene Ontology annotation, molecular function: hexose transmembrane transporter activity. The record is from RefSeq and is a predicted model, not a curated record. Gene Ontology annotation, cellular component: membrane.